AUGAGCGAAGAACGGAGCGGGCCCAAGGCGGACGAGCUGGUAGCCUCCAUCGAGCAGGUGAGGAGGGUUUGCCUGCAUCUACGCUGGCUUGCCCCUUCUCAUCUUGGCGCAAAAAGGCAACGAAAUUGACGAGCCCUUCUUCCUCGACCUUUUAUCCCAUGUUCACCGAAACAGCUAAGCUCGCAAAUCGUAGCAAGCUCUCCCAUUUAUGGAUUUGUGCUGCAGGAAGUGAGCCCUUUGAAAGUGCGAAAGCUAACGCAGAGCAGGUGAGAUCGAAACUGAGUGCACUUUACAAUUGGCCGCAUGACCCCAAACGGACAGGUGCAGAUCGAGCAAGCAUCCUCUGGCGGUGUCACUGCCCUCUUGCCGCUGACAGACAGGCACAGCAACAGCAAGGCCAUCUUGCACGGGUCGGUCACUGCCACGCUGGUGGAUUGGAUCGGUGGGUUGGUCAUCGCUGCCGCUUCGUCUUCACCCCUCCAAGCCAAACGCGGGGUCUCGCUUGACAUUCACAUCUCUUAUAUUGGAGCGGCAAAAGCUGGGUAAGUACGAGGCUUCCAGGGCAAGAUAGCAUCACGGCUUCUCUGCUGACUUGACUACCGUGCUACCGAUCCUUGUCUCUUCAGACAAGAUCUUCGUAUAGAAGGCCGGGCAGACAAAGUAGGCAGGUCGAUUGCCUUUAUCGCCGUUCGGCUGACUGCGUAUGACAAAGGUACCAAUGCCAAUGGCAGGCUAGUAGCUACAGCAACGCACAACAAGUUCAUCGCAUGA
This is a messenger RNA of Ceraceosorus bombacis, 771 nucleotides long. The record is from the annotation of a GenBank genome assembly. NCBI's taxonomy places the organism in Eukaryota, Fungi, Basidiomycota, Exobasidiomycetes, Ceraceosorales, Ceraceosoraceae.